AGCACAGAGACAAAACACAAAAAGAUGAUGGUCCAGUCCAGAAGGCAAGUACUUAUAGCUUAGAGAUACACACAAUACGUGGUGAUAAAACAACCAUUAAGAUUCAUAAAGUGAAUGAUGGAUCACCUACUACAUCAAAAAGAUGUUCACCGAAUUGGAUCAUCUAGUGAUUCUAGUCUAUAUAUGCUGCUGCAUCUUAUCAUCAUCCACAUUUACUACUAAUACUGUCAUACCGACUUUCAUUACUUCAUUUCUCAAAAUUCGUCUCCAAAAAUGGCAGUUGCUAGCUUAAGCUUCAUUGUGGGUAUCUUGGGUAAUAUCAUUUCUAUACUGGUUUUCCUUUCUCCUAUAACAACUUUUCAGAGAAUAGUGAAGAAGAAAUCAACGGAGAAUUUCAAAGGGAUACCGUAUAUUUCGACGUUGUUAAGUACAUCAUUAUGGACAUACUAUGGUCUUCUUAAACCCGGUGGUAUGCUUAUCGUCACUGUUAAUGGAGCUGGUGCUAUUCUUCAAGCCAUAUAUGUUACUCUUUUCAUCAUCUAUGCACCCAAAGACUCUAAAGUUAAACAUUUGAAGUUAGCAGGGAUUUUUAACGUGGGGUUCUACACGACGGUGGUGCUAAUUACAUUUCUUGUUACCCAUGGAAGCGUCCGACUUACGGUUGUUGGAUUCCUUUGUGCAGGAUUAACUUUAGGAAUGUAUGCUUCUCCACUAGUAUCCAUGAGAAACGUGAUAAAGACUAAAAGCGUGGAGUACAUGCCAUUUGCGUUAUCAUUUUUUCUCUUCCUCAAUGGUGGUGUUUGGUCUGUUUAUUCAGUACUUGUCAAGGAUUUCUUCAUUGGGGUGCCCAAUGCUAUUGGCUUUGUGUUAGGUUCAACUCAGUUGAUAGUAUACACAAUUUACAAAAACAAAGCAACGGAGAAACCGAUGGACAAACCGGAAGAAGAAGGAUCAACUCAUUUAGUACAUGGAACGGUCGAAAUGGGUACGUACGACAAAGAGAUGAAGAAAGAGAGAAGCCUAAACAAAAUGUGGAGUCUACCUAAACCAACAUUGUCAAGGCAACUUAGUUUUCAGAAGAUUAUUACUAAAUCACACUCUAUGAAUGUAAAUUCUUUACCACUCAGCGAUGAUAUUGAGAAUCAAGCAGAGAACCUUGUCAAUGGUCAUGACAGGUAGUCAAAUUACUAAGUUGUAGACAAUUAUCAACAAGAAGUACAGGAAACAAAGAUGUAACCAGCAAUGUUUUGAGUAUUCCUUGGACAUAUGGGAGGGAGACAUAUGUUUCGUUACAAAUAAAUGUGCGAAUUUAUAGUCCAUCAAUCGAUCUUUAUUUCUU
Molecule: messenger RNA, 1339 nt
Organism: Papaver somniferum (opium poppy)
Lineage: Eukaryota; Viridiplantae; Streptophyta; Magnoliopsida; Ranunculales; Papaveraceae
Product: bidirectional sugar transporter SWEET16-like
Exons: 5
Coding region: 274-1179 (301 amino acids)
Biological process (GO): carbohydrate transport
Cellular component (GO): membrane
Molecular function (GO): sugar transmembrane transporter activity
Source: RefSeq, a predicted model, not a curated record